Messenger RNA from Cicer arietinum (chickpea), 1029 nucleotides. RefSeq lists its product as uncharacterized. Gene Ontology annotation, cellular component: nucleolus. Lineage: Eukaryota; Viridiplantae; Streptophyta; Magnoliopsida; Fabales; Fabaceae. Gene Ontology annotation, biological process: maturation of SSU-rRNA from tricistronic rRNA transcript (SSU-rRNA, 5.8S rRNA, LSU-rRNA). The record is from RefSeq and is a predicted model, not a curated record.
UUGUACCCAAAUCCAUUCAAACCCUAGCUAAAAACCACGCUCUCUCUCUCUAUUCCACGGCCUCCUCCGACCGACCCUCUCGCGAACAGCUUCCGACCCGCCACCUCAUCGCCGUCACUGUCGCCGUCACUGUCGCCAUCCUCAUUGUCGUCGCUUUCGCCGUCGCCAUCCUCCUCCGACUAAGUAUCCGUCGCAACUGUGUAGAUUCCUCUUUCUCUUUUCAAGAUCGCAGAGAGCAUAACUAAUAUAGAGAUGGGAAAGAUGUACACGAAGAAACAAACUGACGGACAUGGACCACGAAGAGAACAUACUGAGAAGAAACAAGUUGAUGGACAUGGACCUCGGAGAGAACAUAUGGAUAAGCAGGAAAACGAAAUGGACAUACGGACCAUUAUGAAAGACGUUGAAAACUUCAGCUACUCGCAUAUGUCAUGGAAAGAGCGCAAAAAGUUUGAAGAUAGGAAGGUUGUCUCCCUUGGUGGGAAGCCUCAAAAGAAUCAGAGAUUACCUUUAAGUGUGGCACGGCCAAUGAUGAAGAAACAAAAGCAGAGAGAGGAAAAAAUGCUUCAAGAGCGUAUGAUUCUAGGACGAUUUGGCGGAAAGAUUGGUGGUAGCAGUAAAAAAACAGUUGGAAAACACAAGGCUGAGGACAGGGGUUUGAAGUUAAGUGAAGGUCGUUUUAAAAAUGGUAUACUUGAUGUGAAGCAUUUAUUGAAAACAACGCCCCAUGGAGGAAUGAAUACGUCUAAUGCAGGAAAAAGAAAUGGAGGAGGAGGCAACUGGAAACAUGAUAAAAAGGGUGCUGCUAGUAAGAAGCACCAUUGAGUGUUUUAUUGUCAAUAUGUAUGUCCUUUAUAAAUUUUGCAUUAUUCUUACAGUAUUCAACUUCUUUAUGAGUAGCAAAGCAAUUUUUGAGGUUCUAUUGUUGCCUUUCCCUUAAGGCAAGAGCCUUUGACAGCAACAUAUGUAAUAUUUAUUACUCAAGAGUAUUUGUUUUAGUAUAUCAUUUAAAAAAAGUUAUAAAUGAAA